AUGCCCUACGCCGGUGCUGCUGGCGUGCGCUGUGUCCUGCUGCCUGUCCUGCCCUGCCCGCCCCAGGAGGGGGUCUCCGAGCCAGUGGGCAGGCGGGAGCGCUGGGGUGGCUGGCAUGGGGUGGCAGAGGCACAGUAUGAGGUGUCUGGUGAGGAGCACCUCUACUCCGACUUCCCUGAGAUUGAUUUGUCUCAGCUGGAUGCCAGCGACUUUGACUCGGCCAGCUGCUUCAGUGAGCUGCAGUGGUGUGGGGAGCACUCGGAGACCGACUCCAGCCAGUACAGCACCGACGACUCCGAGCUCUUCCAGAUAAUAGACAGCGAGAACGAAGCACUGCUGGCAGCCCUCACCGAGACAUUGGAUGAUAUACAGGGAGAUGACAUGGGCCUGGCUGCCUUCCGAACUAUGGAAGAGGGGGACACGCUCAACCAUGCCUACACCUCGCCUGCCCCCUCCCCCAAACCCACCGCCCCGGUCACGGGGGGGCCGCCCCCGGCCCCCGAGUUUGAUGAGCUGUCUCUACUGAAGAAGUUGCUCCUCUCUCCAUCGCACGUGCCUCCGAGCUGCGAGGCUCAGCGGGACGGGAGCACCCGGCGCCCGGGGACCCCUAAGUCCCGACCCGCACGGCCCUGUGCAAAGGUGGAGGGUCCCCGGGACAGGAGGGCAAGUGUCCCGCAGGCGCAGAGCCGCAGCUGCACUGAGCUGCAUCGGCACCUCACCUCCAUCGCCCCGUGCCCCCAGACCAAAGCCCCCCGGGCACCUGAGGAGUGCCCCAGCGGCCGCCACCACCCAUCCCUGGGCAACUGUGCCCAUCACGAGGAUGACAGUGACUCCAGCGAGGACUCGCUGAGCUCCGGCGACUCGGUGCCCCCCCCCUCCUCAGCGGAGGAUGGCUCCAGCAGCCAGUUCUCCUGCGAGGGGGAGAUGCACUCGGUGGUGGAGCUCAUCCGCUACAUGCAUACCUACUGCCUGCCGCCGCGGAAGCUGCCCGCCCGCGACGCCGCCGACGCCAAGCCCCAGCCCUGCAGCAGCCCCUUCAAGAGAGCCAAACCUGACUGCCCCGCGCAGCCGGGUCCCCCCAGCAGUGCCCAGAGCCGGCCGGGCUGCACCUGGCAGGCGGCCGGGGCCCAAGACAGGGAGGAUGCUGGUGGGACCUGCACAUCCAGAGCCAAAACAGCACCGGAGAAGGGCGAGCCGCGGCAGAGCCCUGGGGCCGAGGCAGAGGCACCACGGGAGCUGGGUGGCCUCGAGGACGAUGCUGGGAAGCAUGCGGGUGCCCCGGGCACAGCCGUGGGGAAGGUGGCCCGCAAGCAGGAGAGCACAGUUUACGCCGUCCGCCGGUCCAAGAGACUCAACCCUGAGCUCAGCCACUGGCUCUCCUUCCUUGACGAGCCGCCCCCUGAGCCCUCCGUGCCCCGGGAGGCAGGGGACAGCCGUGGUCCCCGGCACGCCCUGGCCUGCAGGGAGCCUGCACCGUGCCCAGCGCUGGAGGGCUUCUCAGCUGAAGAGCCCGCGGCCGAAGUGGAGGUGGGGGGCACAGAGGAGGGAGACGGCGGGAGCACGGCACAGCCAGCAGAGCCCCAGCCCCUCUCCCUGGGCUCCCUGGGGGACAGUGAGGUGGGCGACAGGGCUGAGAGCCGACGCUGUGCCCUCCUGGAGCAAGCAGAAACACCCAGGUGUCUCACGCUGUCCUUGGCACAAACUGACCCGACCUUUGGGAAGAGAAACUUUGAGCCGAUGCUGACAGUGGAGCUGUGUGGGACGGCAGGUCUCACGCCACCGACCACUCCACCGUACAAGCCCGCCGAGGAGGACCUGUACAAGCCAGACAUCCCCCAGGAGCCAGGGAAGGAGGACGGGACAGCCCCCAGCCCCGGGGAUGCAGGGGACAUGGCAGCCUCCCAAAAAGCCCCCAAGAAGCACCCCGAGAGGACAGAGCUCUUCGCCCACCUGAGCCGAGCCGCGGGGCGCCCCGCGCUCCCCGAGCAGCAGGGCAUGCUCAAGCGGCCCUUCUCCCGCUCCUUCGGGGACCACGACUACUGCCAGGUGCUGAAGCCCGAGGCCGCCCUGCAGAGGAAGGUGCUCAAGUCGUGGGAGCCCCUGGGCCAGGUGGAGAUGGAGCACAAGAGGAGGGUCCCAGCCGCCCACUACCAGGGGCUGGACCUCGGCAGCAAGGAGGCGGGCGGUGAGAUGCUGUGGAAGGAUGGUGUCAAGCAGCUGAGAGACCAGGAGAUCAGAGCCAGCUUAACGAAGCACUUUGGCUUUCUGGACAGUACGCUUGAUGACGAGGACAUGGUCUUCUGCAAGACCCCUGAGUACGACACCGUCUUUGAAGACAGCUGCAGUGAAAGCAGCUCCCCUGUGGAGGAGGAGGAGGAGGAGGAAGAAGAGGAGGAGCACAGCGACACCAAGCUGUGCCUGCGAAGAAACCCCCUUUCCCGGACCAGUUUGCAUUACUGUUCCCGGAGCAGGUCCAGCUCGGGGUCUUCGUGUUGCCGGUCCCGAUCGCCCGCAAGCAGACGGACCUUCAGGUGUGAGAAUGGCCAGCAGUGUCAGGGCGGGAGCGAGCACCGGGGCCAGCUGGAGAAGAGACGGGAAAAGGCCAUCGGGGAAGGCCGGGUGGUGUAUAUCAAAAACCUCUCCAGCAGCAUGAGUUCUAGCGAACUGAAGAAACGCUUUGAAGUGUUUGGUGAAAUUGUGGAGUGUCAGGUCCUGUCCAGGACUAACAGGGGGGAUAAAUACGGCUUCAUCACCUACCGGUAUUCAGAGCAUGCCGCCUUAUCUCUGAAGAAUGGCACCUCGCUAAGGAAGAGGAACGAGCCUUCAUUCCAGCUCAGCUCUGGUGGCCUCGGGCACUUCUUCUGGACCAGAUACACUGACUUGGAUUGCAGCACGGAGGAGUCCUCCCCAGCUUCUGUGAAAAGCAAGUACGAGACCAUGGAUUUUGACAGCUUGCUGCAGGAGGCCCAGCUAAGCCUGCAUCGGUAACAGCCUUAACCUUGGAGGAAUACCUCAAUACCUCAGU
Molecule: messenger RNA, 3025 nt
Organism: Pygoscelis adeliae (Adelie penguin)
Lineage: Eukaryota; Metazoa; Chordata; Aves; Sphenisciformes; Spheniscidae
Gene: PPARGC1B
Product: peroxisome proliferator-activated receptor gamma, coactivator 1 beta
Exons: 13
Coding region: 1-2988 (995 amino acids)
Biological process (GO): positive regulation of transcription by RNA polymerase II
Cellular component (GO): nucleus
Molecular function (GO): RNA binding; transcription factor binding
Source: RefSeq, a predicted model, not a curated record